GAGUGGGUGGUACUAUGUGUAGCAGAAGUUAGCCUGGACACGUGGUUAGGGGCUGACCAAUCAGGCGCCCCUCCAGGUUUAACUAUGUUAAAUGUCAGAUUGCAAUAAACUAGAAGCUGUUGGUCGGGCCCGCGGAAAUGGGCGAGCAUAAUCUCCUUAAUCCAGGGUUUGUGGGACCUUUGGUAAACAUCCACACUGGAGACACGUUUUACUUCCCGAAUUUUCGAGCUUCAGGGGGACAACUGGCGGGGCUACCGUCUCUCUCCUACCCGAGAAGGGACAAUGUUUGCUCCCUCCCGUGGAAUCCUUCGGAGCCGUGCAAUGGAUACUCUCAAUCCUACUUUAGCAGCCCCGUGUCUAUUAACCCUUCCUUCAAUCGCUCAUGCGAAAUUAGCAGACCGGAGGAGGGUAAAUGUUACUAUAACAGCGGCAGCGGGAGCAGGGAGACCUGUUCAGGUGGCAGCAGCAGCCUCAAACGAGAGGACAGGGCGAGAGACACAUCAUCAUUAACAUCUGACCACGGGAUGCACGCUGGGAUUGGCGGCACGGCCGUCUUCUCUAAAUAUGAUUAUGGGAGCGAGCAGCUAACGCAAGACCCACCAUCAUGUCAGUCAAUGGAGUCCGACUCCAGCUCCUCGCUGCUCAACGAGAGCAGCAAGCCCUCAUCCAGCGACACACAGACCCUGGUGUCACCGGGGAGCCAUGCAAGCAACAUAGCCGCAGGCGGAGCUGCCCCGUGGUACCCGAUGCACACCCGGACCAGAAAGAAGCGCAAGCCCUACUCCAAACUCCAGCUGGCUGAGCUCGAGGGUGAAUUCAUGAUGAAUGAGUUCAUCACCAGACAGCGGCGGAGGGAGCUAUCUGACCGUCUGAACCUCAGCGACCAACAAGUCAAGAUCUGGUUCCAGAACCGCAGGAUGAAGAAGAAGAGACUCAUGCUGAGGGAGCAAGCUUUGGCCUACUUUUAGAGAUGCGGCAGAAGGUGAAUCGAUAGGCAGUAAAAAGCCAAGCCUUCGACGCUCCCUUAGGUCUUCUUUCAAUGCAUGCACUCAUCUAUCCAUCUUUUACAUUGCAGGCAAUUAUCACCACAUUUUCGUAUCAUUUUUUUUAUCCAAGGUGUGGACGAUACAAACCAAGAACAAGCCAACUAACUGGCAUUCAAAGCUAUAUUUACACGUCUAUACGUCUACCUUCAUGUUUUUAGUAUAAUCGCACAAAAAGCUGUGAGUGUUUGUUUUCUGUGUCUCUUGUUUAUCUUGAUUUAUCAAGAGUUCAGUUAAAGCCCUUAGCAUGAACCUUGAGUAAUAUAUCGCCAAGGCAAUUGCUCAGUUUAGGAUGACGCAUAGUGUCAACAUCCUUUUUGUUCCAUUUUUAGUCAGAGAAAAUGAAGCGGGAGUGGGGUCACUUGGUAAAAUGUCAAAGAAAUAGAUCUAAAAAUAACAGUGAAGGCAGAAAGUCAGACAAGCCUGGAGCCGCUUCCGCGCAAUAAUUUUCAGUGACUGUGAUCCAAUGAAGAAAAACAUCCCUCCCAGCUGAUAAAUCCUUUCACAGCUGUUAUCUUGUUUAGUUAGAGAAACGUCGUUUUUAUCUUCUGUAGUUUUCACCAGGCGUUGUGGCACGUUCACGGUCACGGGCAGGAAGUCUGGAAGUCUGGGAGUCUGCAUGAGGAGAGGGAGAACUACACCCGCAUUGUAAUCCAUAUCCUUAUGACGGCGCAUUCAAAAAAUAUUUACUACUACUUUGUUCAUGUUCUCACAGGUUUCUGGAGUUAUUUUCUUACUUAAAUUACUUUUCGACUCGUCCGAACAACAGCCACAGAAUCCUGCAUGGGUUGCGUUUCUUUAGUCGAGUGAGAUCACCGUGUCGAUACGGUUUCCAGCUGCUAAGCGUCCACGUCAAGAUUAUUUCAGUUGAAGAAAGUACUAUACUCUAUAAUAAUCCCGUUUAGUAUCUUUUAAUAAAGUAUUCUUAAGUAUUAAACAUAUUUGUAGGCUAACUUGGUUCAAAAGGAGCCGCCUGAAGUGAACGGAGAGAGGGUGUUUGUUUUUUAGGCCUAAAACAGUAUUUCUGAAACUCGGUGCUCAAAAUGAAAAUAAAUAUGUAGGAUUUAAGAAAAAUCUAAUAACCUCCCUUAAAUCGGGGGAAUGCAGUGCAUCAUCUGUCAUGUGUUAAGAGUAAACUAUAGCAGUGAAAUGUAUUUGCAGCAUGUUGAUGUGAAAUAGCUAUAAGUCAUGUUUGCGGGCCACUUUUUCAGUAGGUGACUUUUUGUACAAUUUUUUUCUGAACAAAUCAUAAACAAAAACCAACCACGCGUUUUGACGCAUAUGUCUACGAAGAAUGUAUCAUUAUUCAUUGCUAUUAGCCUAUUAUUAUUAUUAUUAUUAUUAUUAUUAUUAUUAUUAUUAUUAUUAUUAUUAUUAUUAUUAUUAUUAUUAUAUAGUUGGAGGACGGAUGGCCUGUUAGGCCUACGUUAUGUACUUGCUCUUUGCAACGUGCUCAGUGUUGUCCCUCUCCUUACAUUGUACCCGUGUAUAACUUUGUAAGAUGAAAUAACAUAUAUGUUACAAUUUACAUCCUGUUUGAGGAUUCCUUAUUGCUAUGUAAUAGUGUUUUAUGUUAUUGAUCGUCGUGUACAAUAUGGCAUUCCAUAUAGCCUAUCUGUGGUUGUGAGGGGUUGGUAACGUAGGCCUAUUAUAUGAUACUGCCAAGAAUGGUUAUAUGAAAUGGUAUGCAAGAAAAUGUACCAAACCUGUCAUUUAAAGAAUCCCUGUUUCUGUGUAAUAGCUGUUUGUUCUUUUUUUUCGUCCCUCACCGCAUUCCCUUCUUUGCGCUUGUAAGGAUUGCUCCGUUGUCUUGUAAAAGUAAUAAUGAUAUGAAUGUACAUGCGUAAGGUCUUCAAUAAACAGAAUACUGAAACGUUUA
Messenger RNA from Notolabrus celidotus (New Zealand spotty), 2922 nucleotides. RefSeq names its product homeobox C12a (gene hoxc12a). Lineage: Eukaryota; Metazoa; Chordata; Actinopteri; Labriformes; Labridae. The transcript is spliced from 2 exons. Bases 138 to 968 code for a protein of 276 amino acids. Gene Ontology annotation, molecular function: DNA-binding transcription factor activity, RNA polymerase II-specific; sequence-specific double-stranded DNA binding. Gene Ontology annotation, biological process: regulation of DNA-templated transcription. The record is from RefSeq and is a predicted model, not a curated record.